Fundulus heteroclitus (mummichog) is the source of this 2657-nucleotide messenger RNA. RefSeq names its product transmembrane channel-like 8 (gene tmc8). The transcript is spliced from 16 exons. Gene Ontology annotation, molecular function: mechanosensitive monoatomic ion channel activity. Gene Ontology annotation, cellular component: plasma membrane. Lineage: Eukaryota; Metazoa; Chordata; Actinopteri; Cyprinodontiformes; Fundulidae. The record is from RefSeq and is a predicted model, not a curated record. The coding region runs from base 253 to 2367 and encodes 704 amino acids.
CUCAGCUCCACCUUCAGACACUGAAGCCUUCCCAAAAGCGUGGGGCGGAACCGGUCAGCUUUUCGGAGGCACGUCUUGCAUGGCAUCUGCUCUGAGGCGUAAAAACGCUGCAUUUCGGUGCAGCCCUCGGAAGUGGCCCUUUCCUCUUUUCUAACUUUGAGCCGCAGCUCAGGAGGAGAGGUUGUCGAGAUGCGCGGCCUGUGAAGACAGACAGUUUUGUGAGUAAUUAAAGAGGAAGUGCAGGGAGAGGAAAUGGAGGGCCAGAAGACGGUGAACUUCACGAGACUCUUGUCAGAGGAGAGCGUCGGGUCCACCCUGUCCUCAGACUCGUAUGAGUACUAUCAGACGGAGAUAUAUGACCUGCUGCCCAGCGUGCAGGCUGUCCGGUCCCAGCAGAACGGAUAUGACCCGCAGAAAAGCAGCGAGGCCUACCAUGGCGGUCCAGGACCUGAGGAGGCCUUCAGCAGUGACAACCAGUCAAGAGGACCAAGACCCAAGGGCUCUCUACUACCACUCAGAAACCUGACCAUGAGUAUGCAGGGAAAGAGAAAUGAAAGGGAAAGGAGGAAAAUGCACAUCAGCAAUAUCGGUUUUUGGCAGUCGUGGAGUCGGAGCCAGAGCAUCAGCAGGAGGAGGGUUUGGGCUCACCUGAGGGGGGCGGGGUCCAGCAUGUUGCCAUGGCGACACACGCUCCUCAAGAUUCAAGCGAGGUUCGGAGUCGGAGUGAAGUCCUACUUUGUUUUCCUCAGAUAUCUGAUCUACUUGAACCUCCUGCACUGCGCUCUUAUUGGGGGCUUCAUUCUGGGGCCCACUGCAUUUUAUGGCACAAACAACAGCGUGCCUUUGAGAUUUGGCGGAAACGACUCGGUGGUAGAUUUCUUCCUGGGAUCGGGAUUUCUGGAUCGUUCUCCUGUUUUCUAUGGCUUUUACACCCGUGGCUCUCUGGAUCUAUUCUGCCUGAACACAUCCCUGCUAUACCUGGCUGGGAUCCUCAGCAUCUUCUUCUUUAGCCUCAUUAUGGUGGUUCGCAGAACCACUGUUGGCUACAAGCACACCUGGAUGCUUGAGAAGCGAACCAGCAUGAACGUGAGCUUUAAGAUCUUCUGUGGCUGGGACUUCAACGUCCAGGAUCCUCCGGCUGCGAAGCUCAAGCACAGCUUCAUUCGCAAUGAUCUCAAGCUUUUUCUGGAGGAGCAGAGCUUCUCCCUGAGGAAGGCUCAGAGGACUCUUCAGCAGAAGGCGCGUCUGUACCUGCUGAGAUUCAUCCUUAACCUGGUGGUUUUAACUCUGCUCGGUGGAGCCUUCUUCCUCAUCUACAUCUCCACGAAGACAUCCCUCAGUAAGAGUCCACACGGCUGGUUUCUCAACCUGGUCCUUCAGUAUCUUUCUCCCAUCACCAUCUCCUUUGUGAACCUAGUCCUCCCUCACAUAUUUCGCAAGAUCUCCUCUUUCGAGGACUACUCUUUAACCGUACAAAUUAAUGCAACGCUUGUGAGGAGCAUCUUCUUGAAGCUGGCUUCCCUGGGAAUCUACUUAUUUUUCAUCUUCAAAACGUCGCAAAAUGCAGACCAGCCUUCUUCGUGCAGAGAAAACCAGAUUGGCAGAGAGAUGUACAAACUGUGCAUCUACAACUUCCUCAGCAUUUUCUGCAACACCUUUUUUGUGAACUACCCCAGGAAGCUUUUGCAGGAGAAGUACCCAACAUCCUUGCUGGCCAGGCUCACAGGCAAAGAGCGGUUCCUGAUCCCUUUCAAUGUCCUGGAUCUGGUCUAUGUUCAGACUGUGUCCUGGGUGGGAGUCUAUUACUGCCCUCUGCUGCCUCUGAUUGGAAUGGUCACCCUGGUGGCCACAUUCUACAUUAAAAAGUUCAAUGUCCUGCGGUGUUGUGUGGCAGAGCAGCGGAUGUUUCGAGCCUCCAAUUCUUCGGUUUUAUUCCAUUUCAUGCUGUUGCUGGGUCUCCUCAUGGCUGCAGCCACACCAGUCUUAGACUCCUACCAGUCUCAGCGAGCAAACGCCUUCAAGAUCUCCUGUGGUCCAUUUAAAAAUCAGCAAACUGUCUUCAGUGUAACAGAUGAAUGUGUGAAACAUCUUCCCAGCUCAGCCCAGACCACUAUUCACUACCUGUCCUCAGAAGCCUUUGCCCUGCCUCUCCUGCUAGCUGAGAUCAUCAUCCUAACAUCAUAUGUGUCGCGGGGACGCGCCAACAAGAAGGCCAUUGAAAGGCUUAAAGACAUGCUGGUUAUGUGCAGCUCUGAUAAGCGGUUCCUGGUGAAGCAGCACGCCACCUUACUGCGAGGUCGAAAGAAUGCAAUACGGAGUCGUCCUGCAGCCGUGAAACAAAGAAAGUCCCUCCAGGGAGAUCAAUGAAGCUAUUAGUUUGUCGGCCUCACCGGGGAGCAGCGGACUGAAUGAAGGAAAAAAUCAGAGGACCUCUGAACUUCCAUGUUUUACGUUAAAUUAUUCACAAAGAAACAGGGUGGCAUAUUGGAACCUUUAAUGUUAUCGUGUAAAAAAAACAAAAAAAACAUCAUUGCCACCUUCCUUACAAGAGCUUUACACACCUGUGUUUGAGCUGAUAUGAAACAGUUCAUAUACUUCUUGAAAAACUUUUUAUUAGUCUAAUUAUGUAUUAGAUGCACAUUCAUUUUUCUAUACAU